UUCUGGAAAACCCAGACCAGCUUCGCCGCAAACCCUCCCCCUGCCAAGGAUGGGAGAGCGGUAGGCUGUGCAGUGGGCACCCAGGCCGCGUGGGUCCCAGCUCCCCCCGGGGGCCCGGAGAGGAGGCGGCGUGUAAGUGAUCCCGCCGCCGAGCUGGACGCGCAUGCCCGUGACACACCCGCCUGCCUGCGAGAACGUGUCUCCGCUCCCCUGGUUUCCCCGGGGUGCUGAGCAGAGGGCCCGUGUGAGCUGGGAGGAUUGUCACGUUCAGCAGCUGUCUGGGGACCAAGGGGACACAGUAUGAGACCAACAGCGUGGACUUCAAAGUAGAGGCAGAUGGGACGGUCUUUGCCACUCGUGAGUUGCGGAUCCCCUCGAAGCAGGUGGCGUUCACCGUGACCGCGUGGGACCGCCAGACAGCCAGGCGAUGGGAUGCCAUGGUGCGGCUGCUGGUGGCCCAGCCCUCGUCAGCCCGCUCCGCACACAAGAAAGGAAAGCAGAAUGGCGCUCUGGACGCCUCGCAGCCUCCCAACGACAUGCUAUUGCCGUGGCCCCAGCACCAGAACACCAACGGGCUGAGGAGACAGAAACGGGACUGGGUCAUCCCACCCAUCAACGUGCCAGAGAACUCCCGUGGGCCCUUCCCACAGCAGCUCGUGCGGAUCCGCUCCGACAAAGACAACGACAUCCCCAUCCGCUACAGCAUCACGGGCGUGGGCGCCGACCAGCCCCCCAUGGAGGUCUUCAGCAUCGACUCCAUGUCCGGCCGGAUGUACGUCACUCGGCCCAUGGACCGGGAGGAGCGAGCCUCCUACCACCUCAGAGCCCACGCAGUGGACAUGAACGGCAACAAGGUGGAGAACCCCAUCGACCUGUACAUCUAUGUCAUCGACAUGAACGACAACCGUCCCGAGUUCAUCAACCAGGUCUACAACGGCUCCGUGGACGAGGGCUCCAAGCCAGGCACCUACGUGAUGACAGUCACGGCCAAUGACGCGGACGACGGCACCACGGCCAACGGGAUGGUGCGGUACCGGAUCGUGACGCAGACGCCGCAGAGCCCGUCCCAGAACAUGUUCACCAUCAACAGCGAGACGGGGGACAUCGUGACCGUGGCCGCCGGCCUGGACCGGGAGAAAGUCCAGCAGUACACGGUCAUCGUUCAGGCCACAGACAUGGAGGGGAAUCUCAACUACGGCCUGUCCAACACGGCCACGGCCAUCAUCACGGUGACCGACGUGAACGACAACCCGCCGGAGUUCACCGCCAGCACCUACUCGGGGGAGGUGCCCGAAAACCAGGUGGAGGUGGUGGUCGCGAACCUCACGGUGAUGGACCGGGACCAGCCCCACUCGCCCAACUGGAAUGCCUUCUACAGGAUCAUCAGCGGGGACCCCUCAGGACACUUCAGCAUCCGCACGGACCCCGUCACCAACGAGGGCAUGGUCACCGUGGUGAAGGCGGUCGACUACGAGCUGAACCGAGCGUUCAUGCUGACUGUGAUGGUGUCCAACCAGGCGCCCCUGGCCAGUGGGAUCCAGAUGUCCUUCCAGUCCACGGCAGGGGUGACCAUCUCAGUCGUGGACGUCAACGAGGCGCCCUACUUCCCCUCGAACCACAAGCUGAUCCGCCUGGAGGAGGGCGUGCCCAGCGGCACCGUGCUGACCACGUUCUCGGCCGUGGACCCUGACCGCUUCAUGCAGCAGGCCGUGAGAUACUCGAAGCUGUCGGACCCAGCCAACUGGCUGCACAUUAACGCCACCAACGGUCAGAUCACCACGGCAGCCGUCCUGGACCGCGAGUCCCUCUACAUCAAGAACAACGUCUAUGAGGCCACCUUCCUGGCAGCUGACAACGGGAUCCCCCCGGCCAGUGGCACCGGGACGCUGCAGAUCUACCUAAUCGACAUCAACGACAACGCCCCUGAGCUGCUGCCCAAGGAGGCGCAGAUCUGCGAGAGGCCCGGCCUGAAUGCCAUCAACAUCACCGCGGCCGACGCCGACGUCGACCCCAACAUCGGCCCCUACGUCUUCGAGCUGCCCUUCGUGCCCGCCGCCGUGCGGAAGAACUGGACCAUCACCCGCUUAAACGGUGACUACGCCCAGCUGAGCUUGCGCAUCCUGUACUUGGAGGCUGGGAUGUACGAUGUCCCCAUCACCGUCACCGACUCUGGGAAUCCCCCGCUGUCCAACACGUCCAUCAUCAAGGUCAAGGUGUGCCCGUGCGAUGAGAACGGGGACUGCACCACCAUCGGUGCCGUGGCGGCGGCCGGCCUGGGCACCAGCGCCAUCGUGGCGAUCCUCAUCUGCAUCGUCAUCCUGCUCACCAUGGUCCUGCUGUUCGUCGUGUGGAUGAAGCGCAGGGAGAAGGAGCGCCACACCAAGCAGCUGCUCAUCGACCCCGAGGACGACGUUCGUGACAACAUCCUCAAGUACGACGAGGAGGGCGGCGGUGAGGAGGACCAGGACUACGACCUGAGCCAGCUGCAGCAGCCCGAGGCCAUGGAGCACGUGCUGAGCAAAGCCCCGGGAGUGCGGCGGGUGGAUGAGCGGCCCGUGGGCGCCGAGCCCCAGUACCCGGUCAGGCCCGUGGUGCCCCACCCGGGGGACAUCGGGGACUUCAUCAGCGAGGGCCUGCGCGCUGCGGACAACGACCCCACGGCGCCCCCCUACGACUCCCUGCUGGUCUUCGACUACGAGGGCAGCGGCUCCACCGCAGGCUCCGUCAGCUCCCUGAACUCGUCCAGCUCCGGGGACCAGGACUACGACUACCUGAACGACUGGGGGCCCAGGUUCAAGAAGCUGGCGGAUAUGUACGGCGGCGGCGAGGAGGACUGAGCGGCCUGGCCCCGGGCGCCGGCGGAGCGGGACUGCGGGAGGCGCCGGGCUCCCCGACUCCCCGCGGCCGUGUCACUUAGUGGUGUGUUAGGGGGUCCCUCCCCGCCCCAGCCCCCCCAACAGUGAGCUGUCUGGCAUGAGCCCUUCUCGCCCCGCGGCGCGCCACCCGCCGCAGUAGCUGGCUAGCACGGAGAGCAGCGAGAGGCACUCUGUCUUAACUUGAAUUUCUUAGAACAGAAGCACUGUUUUUAAAAAAAAAAAAAAAAAAAAAUGAAAGUGCCUUUUGGUACAUGUAUCAGAUUCC
Molecule: messenger RNA, 3141 nt
Organism: Canis lupus familiaris (dog)
Lineage: Eukaryota; Metazoa; Chordata; Mammalia; Carnivora; Canidae
Gene: CDH4
Product: cadherin 4
Exons: 16
Coding region: 438-2837 (799 amino acids)
Biological process (GO): calcium-dependent cell-cell adhesion; multicellular organism development; cell morphogenesis
Cellular component (GO): adherens junction; plasma membrane; catenin complex
Molecular function (GO): cadherin binding; calcium ion binding
Source: RefSeq, a predicted model, not a curated record